This is a messenger RNA of Cryptomeria japonica (Japanese cedar), 2357 nucleotides long. Its product is annotated as nuclear pore complex protein NUP50B. Gene Ontology annotation, cellular component: cytoplasm; nuclear pore. The transcript has 2 exons. Gene Ontology annotation, molecular function: GTPase activator activity. Gene Ontology annotation, biological process: intracellular transport. The record is from RefSeq and is a predicted model, not a curated record. NCBI's taxonomy places the organism in Eukaryota, Viridiplantae, Streptophyta, Pinopsida, Cupressales, Cupressaceae. The coding region runs from base 364 to 1830 and encodes 488 amino acids.
UGGCGAAGAUUAUCCCCAAGUUAAUUAUCAUCUGCCAAGGUUGGACGAGGGGAAGCUUAAUAUAUAUAUUCAACACGGGAGCCUUUGUGGGCUAAUAAAUCUUUCUGUUGCCCAUCUGUUUGGAUUCUACCUAUACAUAUCUAGUUGUUUGUACUGAUCUCUGCGGGAACCCAAAAGUAAUUGCCAGGGAGUGUAGAACAUAUCUUGCAGCGUUGUAUUGCAUCUUGGCCGGGUCUUGGUGGUGCCAUCAUCUCAGCUCUUGGCUUUGUUUCUAACCAGAUAAGACUCAUCAAAACAGUAUAAAAUUUUUAGAUUGAGGGGAACUACAAAGAGCCAAAACCAUAUACCUGUGCAAAAGCUGAAAUGGGUGAUGCAGAUAAUGCCGUGCCUCCUUCUAAGAAGAGGGUUGCAGGCAAACAACUCUCUAGAGAUGAUGAUCCUGAUGCUGAGGAAGAGGUUUCUGGUCAAGAAACUGGAACUUUUCAGAGGGCCACUGAUGAGGUCCUUGCAAGCAGAAGAAUUGUUAAGGUUCGUCGCAACACAACAUCCUCCACUGGGGCCGCCAAUCCAUUUGCAGGCAUACGUUUGGUUCCCCCUACUGCACCUCCCUCUGUGGGUGAGUCUGUAGCUAAAACCUCUGAAACUACCCUGUAUGCAGGUGGUGAUGGACGAUCUCCAGUUGCCCAAGAGGAAGGGGCAUCUGAGGCUAAAGAUAACCAUAGUGAUGGCAAAAAUAAUAACGAGGUUAUGCCAGUUUCUGAGACAAAAGCAGCAGAUACAACUCUUACUGAGGUCAAGAGAGUAUGUGAGACAAAAUCAGCUGACGCUAAUUUGAGUGUGAAUAGUGGUGAAGUCAAAGGAAAGGAGGAAGAAGCCCAACUCGAACCAACAGAAGCUACUAAGGAGAAUGGAGAACAAAAUAAAAAGGGUGAAAGUGAAUCCCAACUUGAACCAACAGAAGCUACUAAGGAGAAUGGAGAACAAAAUAAAAAUGGUGAAAGUGAAUCAACAGAAAAAAACCUUGAGCAAUCUACUGAAGUUAAGGAAACCAACAAAGAGGACAGUGUCAAGGAAGUGCAUCAGCAAGAACCAUCUGCCGCAGUUAGUACGUUCCAACAGCUCUCCAGCACACAGAAUGCAUUUGCAGGUAUCUCAGGAACUGGUUUUUCUAGCACCUCGUUUUCAUUUGGAUUGCUCCCCAAAUCUGGAACUUCCAGUACAUCUUCUUUUGGCUCUGCAUUCAGCUCAGGCUCCUUAACUGGGAAGGGAGCUUUGUUUGAAACAAAGGCACCUGGUAGUGAUGGGCUAUCUUCUUCUAGUGCCACUAAUGGUGGUACCUCUAUUCGGCUAUUUGGAGCUCCAGCAUCAGAUAAUGUUUCUGGUAGUGUAAGUGGGUUGCCAGCUUUGCAGGAAGUGCCAGUAGAAACGGGUGAAGAGAAAGAGAAAGCAGUUUUUACAGCAGAUUCUGUCUUGUUUGAAUACAUCAGUGGGGCUUGGAAGGAACGAGGUAAGGGUGAACUUAAGGUUAAUCUUUCCACUGUAGAUACAGGAAAGGCAAGACUUGUGAUGAGGUCCAAGGGUAAUUACAGGCUGAUCCUUAAUGCAAACUUAUUCCCAGAUAUGAAGCUGGCCAACAUGGAUAAGCGAGGUAUUACUUUUGUUUGUGUGAACAGUGCUAGUGAAGCUAAGGAAAACCUUUCCAUGUUUGCACUGAAGUUUAGAGAUGGUUCCGUAGUUGAACAAUUCCGUGUAGUUGUAGAAGCAAAUAAAGGUAAAACAUCAGGUGAUUUGAAGACCCCUGAGAAUUCUCCCAAGUCAUCUGAAGUGUGAAGCUAUUGAUAGCAGAAUGUGACUUUGCAGUGGGAUAUGAGAGAAAUUUAGAUGCACUUGGUAGUGUCAAGGAUGAUGUGGUCUUAUGGUCUUUUUUGUUAGAUCCUCUAUAUCUUACAUUAAUUCUUGCGAGUCCUUCAAAUUAGAGCCAUCAUUCACUUAGUUUACUCAGGUUCUAGGCUGAAAUUAUGACCAUCCUUUCAUGGUUUGGAAUCUCUUUCGAGCGUGCAAAUGGUCUCUCAGCCGGUUCUAUGUGAAGCAGCCUUGACGACAAUAGAUGCAUCUGAAAGUAUUUUUUGCCACUGCUUUGUUUUUGAAGCGAGAGUACCACAUGAGGCCAUGUUAACCUUUUUAAUUUUUUAUUCAUUACUGUAUGAUGGGAGAUUCAUAUAGUAAUGUUUAUGCCUUAUGAAAUCAUCUCUUGUUGAAUUGGUUUUACUAUUAUUAGCUGAGAAUGGAUAUGCAAUGAAGUAAAACUAUGGUGUAUGGAAAGCUGGUGUUAAUUUAGAGUCAAGGGCAUUACUUUA